AUGACAUCUGCAAAGUUUGUCUUCUAUCUGACCUGUUUGUUCUUGGGGAUAAUGGCUCAGGUGACUGAACUGAAAUCUUCCUCAUCCGUUCUUCAGGAGAGUGAUUUUUUAUCAGUUAACGCAGGAGACGAGUUGACUUUAAAAUGUAUUUAUGAAAGACAAGUCGUACAAGACAGUACUGCUACAUACCUUUACUGGUAUAAACAACCUCUGGGACAGAAACCAAGGCUCAUUUCUUCUUUCUACAGUUUUGAUGGCAAAGGCCAUUUUUAUAAAGAAUUCAAGAACAAUUCACGAUUCACACUGGACACAGGAAAUGGUAAAAACCACUUAAAGAUCUCAGAUUUACAAACGUUAGACUCAGCUACCUACUAUUGUGUAACUACCUCGAAAAUAAAAUUCACAUUUGCAGAGGUCAUUACUGUCAGUGUGAAGGGUUCAGGUUUAAACAUCCCAGCUGUGAUCCAUGAGUCGGAAUCUGAGACCAUCCAGCCAGGAGGCUCUGUGACUCUGAACUGUACAGUACAAACUGGGACCUGUGAUGGAGAACACAGUGUUUACUGGUUCAAAGACUCUGAAGAAUCUCAUCCAGGACUCAUUUACAUCCAUGAAGGCAGGAAUGAUCAGUGUGAGAGGAAACCCAACACACAAACACACACCUGUGUCUACAACUUGCCGAUGAAGAGCCUGAAUCUUUCUCAUGCUGGGACCUACUACUGUGCUGUUGCCUCAUGUGGACACAUACUGUUUGGAAACGGGACCAAGCUGGACUUUGAAGGUUCAUCUCCAGAUGAGGUGGACUCUCUUGUCUUGGUGUAUUUCUUGAUCGGAGCUUUGACAUUUACCACUACCCUGUUGGUUUUAUCGGCUUUCUCAAUGAACAAGAUGAAGAAAAGAAUCAGUUUCCAAACUCCAGGUACAGUAACUAACUCUGUUUGUUUCUGGUUUUGUUAA
Molecule: messenger RNA, 954 nt
Organism: Larimichthys crocea (large yellow croaker)
Lineage: Eukaryota; Metazoa; Chordata; Actinopteri; Sciaenidae
Product: immunoglobulin kappa light chain-like
Exons: 3
Coding region: 1-954 (317 amino acids)
Biological process (GO): response to bacterium
Source: RefSeq, a predicted model, not a curated record